CUAUAAAUAAGUCCAAUUAAACCCCCCAUUCUCUGCAAACCCAAUCUCUGAAUUCCAAAUCUUCCCCAUGGCUUCUUCUGCAGAACGACACGACCUCCUCUUCGCUGCCAAGCUCGCUGAACAAGCCAAGCGAUAUGACGAGAUGGGGGAUGCAAUGAAGAAGCUUGUAAGGAUGAAAGUUGAAUUAAGUCCAGAGGAAAGAUCAGCCUUCUCAAUGGCGUACAAGAAGGCGAUUGAGCCUCUGAGAUCAUCAUGGGGAAUCCUGCAACAGGGAAAAUCAAACGAAGAAAUAAAUGGGGCCAAGCAGAAGGUGAUUCGGAUUAGGGAGUUUCAGGAGAAGAUCGAAAGCGAUCUGUCGAGUAUUUGUGACGAGGUGAUGAGUCUAUUAGAUAAACACCUUCUUCCUUUCACCACAAACGAUGAGAACAGAGUAUUCUACCUUAAAAUGAAAGGCGAUUAUUACAGGUACAUGGCGGAGUGCAAGACUGAAAGUGAGAAGAAAAAGGCCAUUAGUAAUUCCUUGAAAGCAUAUCAGACAGCCAUUGUUGAAGCAGAGGGUCUUCCUCCUUUGAAUCCCAUUAUGUUGGGUUCCAACUUGAAUUACUCAGUCUUCCUUUAUGAUAUUGUGAAGGCACGUAGAAGGGCGAUGGCGGUUGCAAGGCGAACUGUUGAUGCAACAGUGGGAGAGAUUGAAAGCAAAAGGCUGAAUAAGGAAAUGUAUGAAGAUAGCAUGACAAUUUUGGACCUUAUAAAGGACAACCUCGCCCGGUGGGCCGCGGACGUGCCUCUGGGUUCAGAUGAUCUAUUUUUCGUAUUGAGGCGUUUUAGUUUAUAAUUCCCCUCUAGGGCCUCUACUUUACUUCUCUUAUCUU
Molecule: messenger RNA, 872 nt
Organism: Vitis riparia (riverbank grape)
Lineage: Eukaryota; Viridiplantae; Streptophyta; Magnoliopsida; Vitales; Vitaceae
Product: 14-3-3 protein 9-like
Exons: 5
Coding region: 68-835 (255 amino acids)
Biological process (GO): signal transduction
Cellular component (GO): cytoplasm
Source: RefSeq, a predicted model, not a curated record